Messenger RNA from Drosophila obscura, 706 nucleotides. RefSeq names its product UPF0389 protein GA21628. The record is from RefSeq and is a predicted model, not a curated record. Bases 67 to 447 code for a protein of 126 amino acids. The transcript is spliced from 2 exons. Lineage: Eukaryota; Metazoa; Arthropoda; Insecta; Diptera; Drosophilidae.
GAUGUUUCCAUCGAUGUUUCUCCACCUCUAGUUAAGAUUGUCAAUUGCAUAAAGAUUUUACCAAACAUGUUUAAUAAAUCUGCGUUAAUUGGCAGCCUGGUGCGCCGCUCCUUUGGCACCUGCAACCAACUGAGACAGGCGAUUAAGAACCACCAGCCGAACAAUAUGGAGAAACGUUUUUUGGUUUGGAGCGGUAAAUACAAAUCGCAGGCCGAAGUCCCAGCUUUCGUCAGCCAGGAUGAGAUGGAACGCGUUCGCAAUAAAAUGCGCAUCCGCCUGGCCAACAUCAUGAUUGCAUUGACAGUUGUCGGCUGCGGCAUCAUGGUCUACAGCGGCAAGCAGGCGGCCAAAAGGGGAGAGUCCGUGUCAAAGAUGAAUUUGGAAUGGCACAAGCAGUUUAAUGAGCUCAAGCCUGAGGGAGCAGCAGCCCCAGCCACCACCAAAUAGGAAACCGAAAUAGAAGAGAAAUCACACCACCCCCCACAAGCAAUUGUUAAUUAUUUGUGAUGUUUCUUUGAAAAGUUUUGUUUAGAUUGAAACGGAAUUGUGAGAUAUUUAUAGACCUGCAUGAUAAAUCAGAUUUAGUUAGACUAUUUUCUUGGUAUAACCACACCCAAAUCCUUGUUAGAUAUUCAGUGAUAUUCGUAAACUCAAGCUAGUUUUGUAUUAAGUGAAUGGAAUAAAUAUCUUAUGAGUACAUGAGCAG